AUUUGAGAGACCCUGUUGCGCCAAGAUCUUGGCAGUGGCUUUGUCAUCCAGAUCUAAACUGAAGCAUAAUCCGAUCCUCGCCUUGUAAUCCUUUUCCUCUCCGUGGCUUGUUUGUCAACCGCCUCUGCGAUGUUGCAGCCAACGGACAUUCUCCGGCUUAGACAGUUUCAUGCUACACAUUUUCCUGGCCAAGUCACGCCAGAGAUUGAUGACGAUUCUGGCCACGUCAGAGAUGUGACCGACUCGCAGGACUUGCCGGUACCCGAUGUCGGAGAUGGUUUAGGUUCUUAUGAGGAUGGUGUGAAAAGAACCUUGACAGAGGAGCAAGUGAGAAUGUUUCGGCAUUCUGAGAUCCAACGGUUGCUGAAAGAGAGACGCAUCGCGAAGGAGAAGGAAGAGAAGCAGCGAAAGCGGCAGACUACCGAGCUGAAACGAACCAAGGCACAACAGCACGUUGAUGACCAACCGAGAAACAGUGAUAACCACGUCGACACUCUGAUAUACGACGAGCAGCCAGAUGCCGAGACCAAGAACGGACGCGAAGCAAAGACAUUCCAGUGGCCGAAGCUCGGUGGGCUAUGAACAUUCUGCCCGCUACACACCAGCCCCAUCGUCUCUUGCUUGGAGUCUCGGAGCAACUACUCUCGAAACUGGAGAUUUUUUCGACGUUGUAAGCAUCCCUUCAUCCAACCUCUUCUCUUUGAUGAGCUUUUGUAUCAUCCUUAGCCUGAGCUGGGUGCUGGCAGCAACCUCAGCCCUGCCUCGAUGGUUGCUCCAGCAUGACCACCCACAGUGUUGAACCUAUCUUCUCUCUGAGAGUUGCAUACU
Molecule: messenger RNA, 828 nt
Organism: Exophiala viscosa
Lineage: Eukaryota; Fungi; Ascomycota; Eurotiomycetes; Chaetothyriales; Herpotrichiellaceae
Exons: 1
Coding region: 130-582 (150 amino acids)
Source: RefSeq, a predicted model, not a curated record